Coregonus sp. 'balchen' is the source of this 8575-nucleotide messenger RNA. The record is from the annotation of a GenBank genome assembly. NCBI's taxonomy places the organism in Eukaryota, Metazoa, Chordata, Actinopteri, Salmoniformes, Salmonidae.
ACCCCAAACAACAGUGUGGUUCUUUGCGGUCAGCGUUCAUGCUUCCACAAUCCAUUUGAGCUGUGCGGCGUACAGACCUCUCUUUCGCAUCAUGUUAUUAUGGUAUCCCUCCGCCGCAGUCGCACUAGGAAAGAACCCGAGCAAAACAGUAGGCUAACUAGCGUUUGUUGUCGACGAAUUGUUACUUGAGGAAUCCCGGUCGGAUAUCUCAGAUAUACCUACCGACAGCCUGUCAUUCGUUUGACAAUGAAGUUUCAAUACAAAGAGGAGCACCCAUUUGAGAAGAGACGGUCUGAGGGCGAGAAAAUAAGGAAGAAGUAUCCGGACAGGGUGCCCGUAAGUAGCUGCCUACUAGCUACAGUAACGUUACCCUGAAUGGAUUUGCUUCUCAAUAUGGGUGACUUUGUAGGAAAAGUGUUGAUGUUAGUGAGCCCAAUUACUACAUAACUAACGUUAAAUAAUAUUCCCAGGCCAUGUCAUGUUGUUUGGUUAGGUGCAUUUUCACAACGAUGCCAAAGAACUAGCUAACGUUUGUUAACUAACGGUAAUUGGGCAACAACAAACAAAUGAAAUGGCUUCUAAAAUGGGCCUUGCAUAGCAAGCCACCCUACUUGACGCAGUUUGGUUGGUAGACUUAAGUCAUAAUUAAAUUAUACACUGAAUGGGAAUUUGUUUUACGAGGUAUAGCUAUGUAUGGCAAACUGUCAACAGAUGUUAUUUAUAUUGAGAUUGAGACAGACAUUAUUUCGUUACACAUAGCUAACUAUAACAAUUUAAUUGUAGUUAUGUUUGUUUAAAGGUCCAAUGCAGGCGUUUUUUUAAUUUUAUCUAUCAAAUAAUUUCUGGUUAAGAAUUAAGUAACUACUGUGAUUGUUUUAAAUUAUAAUGGUCAAAAAUAACUUAGCAAAGAACAAUUUUGCUAGGACUGUCUGGGCGGGGCAAACGUACCUUUUAUCAACAAUAAUAGUGAGAUUGCGGCCUGUAAAUCGGGGCGUUCCUGCAUGUGGUCAUUUCUGCAUCUUCAGUUAGCUUCACAUUCAAUCUCAGGCGUAAUCUGUACGACGACGGUGGAUAUUGCUCGUAAACCUGCUGCUAACUCUAGUAUGCUUGUAACUGUGGGUGCAUGUCACACGUGGCUAGCCGAACACUGAACUAUAUUUAUUCAUUUGAGACAAUGCUGAAACAUCAAUUCAUGGGCAAGUCAGUGGCACAUUUUCAUUUAUGUCGAAAACAUUUAUUUCAUUUUGAUAUCUUGCAAAUUCAGCAGGCUUUUAGAAGUGAAAUAGGCUUUUAGAAGUGCAGUCUUUAUUUUAUUACUAAUGCCAUCUUUGGUGUGCUUAUCAAUGCACAAGCAUCUUUUUCCCCUCUUAUUUAUAUAUAUAUAUAUUGUAAUUAAGUCAUACAGGUGUUACAUUACGUUUAGUUUAAAAUGCAUUCUGUGUUGUAACAUUAAAACAAUUUUACACAAAAAAACUUGAUUAUUAAAAUAUUUAAUCAGUGUUCUUACUAAAAAGGGGAUGGUGCAUCCUUUGCGAGAGGAAGGGAAUUUGAUUCGUUGGUCCUCAACUCACGGCUCAGUCAUUUCAUUCAGGGUAAAUGGAGUUAGCAGUGAGUUAGCCUGCCCGACGCAGGUUAGUUCUGAGGGAUUCGUUGCCAUAGAAAUUUACCUGGCUAAAAGGUGAGCCACUUUCGUAUGACUGGUUAUCCCGAGUUGAACUCUUGAGUUGACCAAAGUUACCUCGCUAACUCCUCAAACCUGCUUCGUAGAAUACCCCUCUGCUGUGUACAGGAGCGGAGUUCUUAGCUAGCUAGCACACAGUGUCCUUCGCUCCCGCUUGCCGAACACCUGCCGUCGUUAACAGAACUGCGGGAAAACAGUGCCAGACCCGCAGGGACAAAGGACACUGUCUACCGGUGUCCUAACUGUCAUUAGCUAGGUACCUAUCCCACCUGCUAUGUACUGGAGUCCUACCUAGCUAGCACCCAGUGGCCUUGUCUGCCAACACAUGCCCUCACUGUCGGUAAUAGAACUGCGGGAAAACAGUGCCUGACAGGCAGGGGCGAAGUACACUGUCUACCGGUGUGCUAGCUACCAGCGUUGUCGCCCCAGCCUCUUCUGUGUGGUUCAGGGCAUAAAAUUAAUACCCGCCAAAUGCGGGUAGAUGUAGGCAUUGGCGGGUAAGAAUGUCUAUUUCACCAGCCAUGUUGGCAGGUGGUCAAUUUGUAGGGCUCAACAGUGUGAGCAUUACAGUCGCAAAUAUAAAGCAAUACUGCCUGGCAGGGGAGCUGUGCGCGAUGAGUGAAGUGCUGAUAGACUUUGUCCUUGUGGUUCUUGGCUAUAUACAUUGUUUUGUUCACAAGCUCUGUUUUUCAACGUUAGUUUGAGUCUGCUGCUUCAACUGAUAGCGAAGAUACGCCCUAGUCAGGUCAUACAUGCGUGACAGGGCUCGAGUGGCCCCAUUACCACGGAACCUCCUGCAUUUAACAAGGCAGCUGAACAUUUUGUCUCUGAUAUUUUGAGUAAAAGAUUCUGGUCACCCCAAUUUUUUUGUGUGCAAAAUACCACAUGUUUUAGAAACAUUACAAAGCAUGCUCAUCUGUUUUUGUGUUUUUUGAUGUAAUUAUGGCAACAACAACAACAUUUGCCUGGUAAAAAAAUCAGUGGCUGGUAGGAAUUUUUUUUUGUUUUUUUAUCUACCUGCCACAGUGGCUGGUGGACCAAAAAGUAAAUUUUAGGCCCUGGUGGGGUUUAUCGGUGGAUGGCGUGUUACCGCCACCUACUGUACUGGAGCGCUCCUGCCUAUGUUUUUUUAUUUAUUUAAUUUUAUUUCACCUUUAUUUAACCAGGUAUGCCAGUUGUGAACAAGUUCUCAUUUACAACUGCGACUUGGCCAAGAUAAAGCAAAGCAGUGCGAUUAAAAACAACACAGAGUUACAUAUGGGAUAAACAAAAACGUACAGUCAAUAACACAAUAGAAAAUCUAUAUACAGUGUGUGCAAAUGUAGUAUGUUAUGGAGGUAAGGCAAUAAAUAGGCCAUAGUGCAAAAUAAUUAUAAUUUAGUAUUAACACUGGAGUGAUAGAUGUGCAGAAGUUGAUGUGCAAAUAGAGAUACUUGGGUGCAAAUGAGCUAAAUAAAUAACAAUAUGGGGAUGAGGUAGUUGGGCUGUGUACAGGUGCAGUGAUCGGUAAGCUGCUCUGACAACUGAUGCUUAAAGUUAGUGAGGGAUAUAAGUGUCUCCAGCUUCAGAGAUUUUUGCAGUUCGUUCCAGUCAUUGGCAGCAGAGAACUGGAAGGAAUGGCGGCCAAAGGAGGUGUUGGUUUUGGGGAUGACCAGUGAGAUAUACCUGCUGGAGAGCAUACUACGGGGGUGGACCAAUGAGCUAAGAUAAGACAGGGAUUUGCCUAGCAGUGAUUUAUAGAUGACCUGGAGCCAGUGGGUUUGGCGACAUAUGUAGUGAGGGCCAGCCAACGAGAGUGUACAGGUCACAAUGGUGGGUAGUAUAUGGGGCUUUGGUGACAAAACUGGAGUCCUAUCUUAAAAAUGUACCAAUAGAAGUGUAAAGAGGGGUUUCUGCAGAUGCAGGAAUGCCCACAUGCAGGACUGCCCUGAAUUGUGGUCUGCAAUUUCACCCUUCUUGCUGUUAUUGGUAGAGGGGUUUGGAACUUUUUCUUAUCGUCUAUUAACUAAUUUACCGCCUGGUGAUGUCACCAGGCAGGCCAAAACUCCAUCCCACCAAAACAGGCUGAAAUUUCAGGUGGUCUUUUCAAACAGCUCUUGCACUAAAAGGACAUCAUUAUUUUCACAGUAUUAUUCCAACCUCAUAGUGCGGAAAUAUACACUAUCAUUCAAAAGUUUGGGGUCACUUAGAAAUGUCCUUGUUUUCCAUGAAAACAUACAUGAAAUGAGUUUGAAUAGGAAAUAUAGCAUAAUGCAUAGGAAAUGUAGUCAUUGACAAGGUUAGAAAUAAUAAUUUUUAAUAUAAACUAAUUGUGUCCUUCAAACUUUGCUUUCGUCAAAGAAUCCUCCAUUUGCAGCAAUUACAGCCUUGCAGACCUUUGGCAUUCCAGUAAUCUGAAGAGAUUUCACCCCAUGCUUCCUGCAGCACCUCCCACAACUUGGAUUGGCUUGAUGGGCAUUUCUUACGUACCAUACGGUCAAGCUGCUCCCACAACAGCUCAAUAGGGUUGCGAUCUGGUGACUGUGCUGGCCACUCCAUUAUAGACAGAAUACCAGCUGACUGCUUCUUCCCUAAAUAGUUAUUGCAUAGUUUGGAGCUGUGCUUUAGGUCAUUGUCCUGUUGUAGGAGGAAAUUGGCUCCAAUCAAGCACCGUCCACAGGGUAUGGCGUUGCAAAAUGGAGUGAUAACCUUCCUUCUUCAUGAUCCCUUUUACCCUGUACAAAUCUCCCACUUUACCACCACCAAAGCACCCCCAGACCAUCACAUUGCCUCCACCAUGCUUGACAGAUGGCAUAAAGCACUCCUCCAGCAUUUUUUCAUUUGGUCUGUGUCUCACAAAUGUUCUUCUUUGUGAUCCGAACACCUCGAACUUCGAUUCAUCUGUCCAUAACACUUUUCCAAUCUUCCUCUGUCCAGUGUCUGUGUUCUUUUGCCCAUCUUAAUCUUUUCUUUUUAUUGGCCAGUCUGAGAAAUGGCUUUUUCUUUGCAACUCUGCCCUGAAGGUCAGCAUCCCGGAGUCACCUCUUCACUGUUGAUGUUGAGACUGGUGUUUUGCGGGUACUAUUUAAUGAAGCUGCCAGUUGAGGACCUGUGAGGCGUCUGUUUCUCAAAUUAGACACUCUAAUGUAUUUGUCCUCUUGCUCAGUUGUGCACCGGGGCCUCCCACUCCACUUUCUAUUCUGGUUAGAGCCAGUUUUUUCUCUUCUGUGAAGGGAGUAGUACACAGCGUUGUACGAGAUCUUCAGUUUCUUGGCAAUUUCUCGCAUGGAAUAGCCUUCAUUUCUCAGAACAAGAAUAGGCUGACGAGUUUCAGAAGAAAGUUAUUUGUUUCUGGCCAUUUUGAGCCUGUAAUCGAACCCACAAUUGCUGAUGCUCCAGAUACUCAACUAGUCUCAAGAAGGCCAGUUUUAUUGCUUCUUCAAUCAGCACAACAGUUUCAGCUGUGCUAACAUAAUUGUAAAAGGGUUUUCUAAUGAUCAAUUAGCCUUUUAAAAUGAUAAACUUGGAUUAGCAAACACAACAUGCCAUUGGAACACAGGACUGAUGGUUGCUGAUGAUGGGCCUCUACGCCUAUGUAGAUAUUCCAUUAAAAAAAUCAGCCGUUUCCAGCUACAAUAGCCAUUUACAACAUUAAUAAUGUCUACACUGUAUUUCUGAUCAAUUUGAUGUUAUUUUAAUGGACAAAACAUUUGCUUUUCUUUCGAAAACAAGGACAUUUCUAAGUGACCCCAAACUUUUGAACGGUAAUGUGUAUAUAAAACAGGAAAAUCACGUUUUUCACUGCACAGGGCCUUAUAAAACAAUCACUAGCUACCAAGCUUGGGACAAUGUUUUCAAAAAGCAAAACCGCAUGACUGUUUACAAAUAGUAAUUUACUUCCAAUGCAAUACUUUGACAGGUUAAUAGAUAGUUGUUAAAGUGUGUGUGUUUUUAAAGAAGUGUAACGUUAGCUACCCUAAAUAGCCUAGAGCGGGUGUCAGUAAGCGGUUCACUUGUUUAUUUCACAUUUAGCCCCUCUAAAGGUGAAUUGUUUACAGUCUACACAGUGUCCCUUUUGUUUUAAAGCCCCCCUUUUGUAAGAUUGUCUUGGGCAGAAAUGACAAUAGAUUCCUUCCUUCAUUUUCAAGGUUUGCUUAAAGCUGCAAUAUGUCACCUUUUGGGCAACAUACCCAAUUCACAUAGAAAUGUGAGUUAUAGAUCUGUAAUUUGCAUUGAAAGCAAGUCUUAAGAAGCAGUAGAUUUGUUCUAUGGCCACUUUCUAUGCUUCCCGUUUUAAGUUUAGUUUUUGCGUCUUUUACUUUUGGUUUUGUACAACAGCAUCAAACAGCUGAAAAAUACAAUUAUUUUUGGUUAUGGAAAAUAUAGUUCCCAGCGGUGUAGAUGGUACAAUGAUUCUCUACACUAUACCUGUUUGUUUUGUCACAAACUGAAAUUAGGUGAGCUAUUAGAAUUUUAGCAACCAGGAAAUGGUGGAGUGAUUUCGGCAUAGUGCAUCUUUAAGUAAGAACCUUUGUGCAGAUAAUCCUAGCCAGGUCAAAAUGUCCUCCAGGUCCUAUCCAAAUGAAAGACCGAGACAACCCAGGGCUCUCCAACCCUGCGCCUGGAGACUGACCGUCCUGUGCGUUUUCACUCUAUCCCUAAUCUAGCGCACCUGAUUCUAAUAAUUAACUGGUUGAUGAACUGAUUCAGGUUAGUUACAAGCUCUCCAGGAACAGGGUUGGAAAGUCCUGGUGUAAACAAUCUGUAAAUAGACUUAGUGUAGGUUUUAUGCACUGAAUACUGGCCUUGGAUGGAGCACAGUGAAGUGUUCUUUUUCUGGGAGAUUUGGGUCUCUAUUCAAUCCGUAUCAUGGAAGUUCAGUGUUACAGAGUGAUUGAAAUUAAAGGCAAUGUUCCUGCGUUAGCGGAGACUGCAUUCACGGUAAACACUGCAUAUGAUGACGCGAUCUGAAAUUAACUUUACAUUUCUAUUGCGCAAUCUGUGAUGCUUCAGCAAAACAGAUUGAAUAGAGCCCUUGGUUGGAUUUCAGCCCCCCCAACUAAAGAAUUCUGUCUUGUAGGUACUUGCUACUAGGGCUGUGUGGAAAACCAACUUGUCUGCUAGACAUCAGCAAAAUAGACAUCCGCACAGUGCGUGACUCAACCACAGGUUAAGAUGGCAUAACUGACCUUUUUUACCAAGUUGUUUUGUUUAUCGAGCUUGACCAGAGGAAGAAGUGACGCGAAAGGUUUCACUCUGCCCAAAAUCUUUCCAAUGCUUACCUAUUGGCUUAUUUUGGACCUAAGCUUGUCGCCUGCCUUCCAGCCUUUGAGACAACAACUCCCAUUGUUAGUGCGGCGACAUGCAUAUCUCGUCAUUAUAUACAGAUCUCUGGCUUGUCAGAGCAGUAGACUCAAAAUGGAGAAGCAUUUAAUAAUCCCACGUCAAUGCGCCAUAAUGGUUUCUGAAAAUCACCUCGCACAAUGAGGGAUCAGUGGGUUUAAAAUAUUGAUUAUUUUCCUCGAAAUGUGACGCGAACAAGCUUGAAUUGCGCAAUCGUAUGUGACCAAGUUAUUAUACCAGUUUUUUUACAUUGUUGGACACAUUAGCCACACAAUAUUUAGGCCUUUACUAAAUGCUUUUUUCCCUUGUAAUUGUAGGUAAUUGUGGAAAAAGCCCCCAAAGCAAGGAUAGGAGAUCUGGACAAGAAGAAAUACCUUGUGCCCUCCGACCUCACAGGUAGGUAACCAGUUAUUACGGUUAUGUGCCACCCAUGUAUCACAAACCCAUACCACUCUCUUCAGAACUUUAAUAGUUCAAUUCCUUUCCCUCUACUACAGUGGGCCAGUUCUACUUCCUCAUCCGAAAACGAAUCCACCUGCGGGCCGAGGACGCCCUAUUCUUCUUUGUAAACAACGUCAUUCCUCCCACCUCAGCCACCAUGGGCCUGCUAUACCAGGUAUGACUCCUCCCCUCUCACCCGCUCCCCUCUCACACACUUUUCUGCUGCUUGUUCCUAUGAGGAUUGGGGAUGCCAUUCAGGGAAGCCUCCCCCUCCCUCUGUUUUGUCAUCUCAUACCAACACCUCUAUAUUGCUCUCUUUCAGGAGCAUCAUGAAGAGGACUUUUUCCUCUACAUUGCCUACAGUGAUGAGAGUGUCUAUGGAGACAGCCAAACGGAAGUCUGAACCCCUCCCCCGAUCUCCAUUGAAAUGUUAUAUCCAGCUCAUCAGCCUAGUUCCCCGAGCGAAGACGUCAGAUGCACUUUCACUCCCCCUCCUUCCCUCAUCCCUCCAUUUUUACCUCUUUAAUACUCUUCGCACAGUCUGAAUUUUAUUUGCCUCCGGGUCUCCGAGAUGGGGAUUUCGGUUGAAUGGUCCCGUGGCCAGUUUUCGUAGUGCUUUGAUCAUGCUGAAACGGAUAGAGGAGAGAUGCCAUUUUGAAAUUAGUGUUAGAAUUAGACCAUAUUAACAGUAAUUAUAAAGCUACGUGGAAAAUAAAACAUGUAACCUUUGGAUCUAGCGUGAUAGGUUAAAUUCUGAUCCAUUUGGCAAUGAUAAAAUGUCAUGUUUUACUAAUGUAGUAGCGCUGGUAAGAUAUUCUGACGACGUAGUGUAUUUGACGUCUGACGAGUAGAAUAGAAUUCCGACUGAACAGUCAUCUUCCCUCUGUCUCCGCUUUCAGUGGUAAAAAAUAUAAUAUUAUUUGGAUUUGAUUACUAUUAUGAUUAUGUUGUUAUUAUUGUACUUAUUGUAAUUUUGAUGCUUCAUUUCUUUAAAGUAUUGUAAAGCUCAGUGCAAUUUUACUUUUUAAAAGUUUUGUUCUACUUUAAAAAAAAGUUUGAACUCGGUAUAUAGCUGUGUUACUGGCACUCUCCACUUAUGAUCAUACAUGAUAAAAUGUGAUAAAAAGCCAA